This is a messenger RNA of Aspergillus heteromorphus CBS 117.55, 1335 nucleotides long. RefSeq lists its product as uncharacterized. The coding region runs from base 115 to 1335 and encodes 406 amino acids. Lineage: Eukaryota; Fungi; Ascomycota; Eurotiomycetes; Eurotiales; Aspergillaceae. The transcript has 4 exons. The record is from RefSeq and is a predicted model, not a curated record.
CUCUCUCUCUGUGUGUGUGUGUGUGUGUGUGUGUGCAUGUUGUGUGUGCGCGUGUGUGUGUCUGACUCCCCUAGCCGCCUGGGAGCGGAAUGGAUUGGAUGGAUCUGAAGAGGAAUGGCUGGUUCCCUUCCUCCCGCCAAGCUGGAAUCCUACGUGAGCCCGCCGCUCUCCCCGCUCGCGCAUUGGUCGUUCGACCUCGAUCCAGUGCGUAGGGGAAUGGAUGGCGAGAUCCGGCGCAUGAAGCAGCAUGACCCGCACGCCCCCUUCGCGGCCAGAUCUGGGAUGUCGCGCCGCGCGGCGGAUCGCUUCAGACAGGCCGGGGCGCCGGCCACACGUGGAGACCCAUCCCAGGCGACAGGGCGGCCUCGCAUGUCGGGCUACCUGGACUACGGAUACACAGACGCUCCCUUCCAGGGCGGUCCGUUGCAGGGAGACGAGUUGCAACCGUACCCGCCGACGUUGCGCGACCAGCAGCGCCAGCACCAGUCAGUGCACCAGCCCUUGGCCCCCUACGAUUCCGAGAUGGUAUACAACCUCAGCCAACAGGGCCCGGCACAAGCCCCGUACGAGGUCGUGCCACCCUACCCAUCACGGCAAUCUGCAGCGAUGGAAGCCCUGUCUAGCCACUUUGGCGUUCCACAGUAUUUCCCUCCUAAUGAACCGACGGGCACCGCCAUGGAGUCGCCCUACCUGUCAUCGCCGAUCCCGCUGGCCGUUUAUAACCAUCCCGGCGCCAUUGGCCGCUCGAGCGCAACGCAAGUCUUUCCCCCAGCCAUGUCCGAUCUGACCUCGGUGGGCGCGCCCUCGCAGCCGCCGCCGCAGUCAUUACCCCAGCCGUCGCGGGCGGAAUCCGAGGCAGCCAGCAUGAAGGAGUCGUAUGCCUGGUUCCAACGAGUCUUACGAGAGGCCUUCGACCGCACGCGCGCCGGCCGAUUGGUAGAGGCUAGUCGAUCGCUCUUGGAAAUCUCCGAGUGGCUUGUGACUAAUGCGCGGGAGCUCGGGAUCCUGCGGGAUGACCAAGUGAUGCACUCGGACCGACUGCAAAUCUGGAAUGACUUCAAUAUUUGCUGGCUGGCGGUGUGCCAAAAGCAGAAAGACCUGGCCCAGGAAUUGCUGCAGACCGGUCGCCAGCCGGCCCAGACCAGUCUCCUGAGUGGCGACGCGAUGGACAACCUGGGCAAAGAGCUGAUCCAGUUCUGCGACCGGAUGGAGCCCCAUGGCUUGGUGGACUACCAGAUGGGGAUCUGGGAAGAGGAGAUUCUGUCGGUGCUGGGCCAAUGCCUGGACCUCAUCGAAGGCCGACCCGACGUCUUUCGCACGGCGGGCUCACGCUGA